UCAUGUCACACACACAAAAAUAACAAGAAGAGUCAAAAUGAGCUUACAUGAAACUGAUUCUGCGCCAUCUUCUCCGAGCUAGCUACGAGUACGACCAAGCGUCUGUAGUAUGAUCAGUGAGCUUAGCCAGACUACACAGAAAGCUCAGCAAACGCUGUCGUUCUAGAUAUAUAGGCCCAGUCAACUUUGUUUCGGGCCAUACUAUUAUUUACUAUCAUUGACUGACAAACGUUUACGAAAUUAUUGGACGUUGCGGCCUUGCGGGUUUGUUUAGUAGUAUUGCCAAUAGGAUGUCGUUUCUAUGAUGUUCUAGGCUAUUGUUUACUCCCUCCCUUACAUCAAUCACACUAUGUUUAAAAAAAAAAGUAUUUCAAAAAGAUACUAUUUUCAAUUCAUUUUUAUGAAAUAAUAAUAGUUAACUAUAGAUUUUUAAAAUAUUGAUUAUAUUUAUUAAAUGACAAUUCUUUCAAAUAGCUAUUUUAAAAUUUUCGUCACAAAAAUAGCCCUUAAAAAUAACUAAAAUAGCCUAUUUUUAUUUUGAAUUUUUUUAUUUUUAUAUUUUUAUUUUUUAAAAUUUGAAACUCUAUCCCUAAAAUCUCACCCCUUAACUUUAAACCCUAAGUCUAGAUUGGUUAAAUCUAGGGUAAAAAUACAUUUUUAUCAUUUAAUAAAGUUUAUUUUGGUCAUUUUCUUCAUUGAGAGCUAUUUUUGUGACAAAAACUUUCUUAACAAAAUGUUACCUAGGGAAUUUCUGUUUAUUAAACUUUUAUUGAUUUCAAAUUAUGGAAAAUAGAUAAUCACAAAACAUUAUGCAUUUAUAACUAGAAUUUAAUAUGUUUUAUUAAUAUGUUUGAAAAUUUUAAAACAUAUUCCCUCCGUUCCUAUAAGAUCUAUGUUUUAGAAGAAGAAAAAUUGUUUCAAAAAGAUACAUUUUUCAUAUUUUCAAUGCAUAAAUUAAAUGUAAAUUGUAAACUUUAAAAAACGUAAUUGUAUUUAUUAAAAUUUUAUUGGUAAAAACUUGUGGGAAAGAGUUGAUUACGGAAAAUAAUGUAUUCGUAACUAAAAGUUGAUAUAUUUUAUUAAUAAGUAUGAAAAUCCUAAAAUAUAAAUCUUUUAGGAGUAUAUUAUUUUGAAACAGAAAAUAUUAGAUUAAGUUUGCGGAUAAUCACUGUACUUUCUUCGGAGAGAAUUAUAUAGUUGGAUUAGAUGAGCUGUUAUAUAACAACUUAAAAGUAGCUUUUAGCUCACCUUUCUAACGAAUUAUUGAACUUCCAGGUCAAAUGUCAAUGACCACAUAUUUGAUAUACUUUCGAUAUCCGGCCAUAUAUAUAGAUAUUAUCUUAUAUAAACUUUAGAUAAAAUAUAUAAAUAUAUAAACUUAAAACACACAAUAUUAUAUAAAUUUUAUAAUUUAGAUCUAAAUUGAUUCCUACCGUUCGGAACAUAAAGACUUUAAAACAAUCAAAACCACUAUCUUCUAAGUAAUAGUCUAUUAAUUUAUAAUUGUAAAUUGUUAAAUUUGUUACUAUGUUUUAGUAGCAUGUUUUACUACAAAGAAAUUAAAUCAAGAUAUGGUGUUGCUUGAUUUAGUCUAAAAGUCUGUUCGAUUAUAUUAAUUAGCUCGUCAUGGACCUUAUUGUGAAGAAAUAUGAUUUUAUAUCAAGUCAAAAACAUGGUUGAUUGGCAUUCGUAAAUUAUCCAUUGAAAAAACUAACACUAAGCGAUCCUAAGAAAGAGAUCCAUAGUUGCUAUUUAAAAACACUUGUUUAAUUACGCAGAAAAAAACUUGAUUAAUUACAGUAGCUAGUUCAGCAUAACUUAUAUAAAGUUGAUUAAUCAGACGCAAAAUGGAAAGAAAAACAAGUGUGGGUGAGAUUAGUUAGAUGAUGAGGUACUUAGACCUAAAAUAUGGUUGGGCCACCAGAUCACCUAAGCCCUUUUGACUUGUAAACAUCUCAUAUCUUAAUCUUCAAUUUUACAUUCAUUUUAUUUCCAUUAUAUUUAAUCUCUCUCGAAUCUAACCAAUGACCUUUCCUCUUCUUAUUAGGUCUUCUUCCAGUGCAUUCCAUUUAAAGAGCUUACAUUUCACGGCUCUUCUAUUUCUUCAACCUAACAAGUAAAAACGACAUUACAACAGUUUUCUUCAUACCACAGCUAAAACUUUCCUUCAUAGCUCAUACACACAUAUUGACAUAUAUAUAGACACACAUACAUUAUUCAAUCCAUAACAACAUCAAGACAAAAAGACUUUAUCAGUGAUUAUGGAGAUUCCAAGACGAUUUUGCGUAUGCAUCCUAACGCUUUUUGUUAUCUUUCUUCUCUCGCCAACCACCGUUCACUCCAUAAUCCGACAUUACAAAUUUAAUGUGGUGAUGACGAACACCACAAAGCUGUGCUCGUCGAAGCCUAUUGUCACGGUUAACGGCCAAUUUCCAGGUCCCACAAUUGUUGCACGAGAAGACGACACCGUUUUGAUCAAAGUAGUGAAUCAUGUCAAAUACAACGUCUCCAUCCAUUGGCAUGGUGUAAGGCAAUUGAGGACAGGUUGGGCAGAUGGACCGGCUUACAUUACACAAUGUCCUAUCCAACCGCGGCAAAAUUAUCUUUAUAAUUUCACAUUGACGGGCCAACGAGGAACCUUAUGGUGGCAUGCUCACAUAUUGUGGCUUCGGGCCACGGUGCAUGGGGCCAUUGUCAUCUUGCCUAAGCUUGGUGUCCCAUACCCUUUCCCCAAGCCCUACAAAGAGAAAACCAUUGUUCUUGCUGAAUGGUGGAAAUCGGACGUGGAGCAACUUAUCAACGAGGCUACAAAAAAUGGAACAGCUCCUAACGCCUCUGAUGCACAUACCAUCAAUGGUCACUCCGGCCCCAUCUCUAAUUGUCCUUCCCAAAGUGGUUAUGGUUUGCCGGUGAGACCAGGAAAGACAUACAUGUUACGGAUCAUCAACGCCGCACUAAACGAAGAGCUCUUCUUUAAAAUCGCUGGUCACAAGUUAACCGUCGUAGAAGUUGAUGCUGUUUAUACCAAACCCUAUAAAACCGACACCGUCCUCAUCGCUCCGGGACAGACUACUAACGUUCUCUUAACAGCAAACGCAAACACUGGUUCCAAAUACAUGGUCGCCGCCACAACGUUUAUGGACGCUCCCAUCUCCUUCGACAACGUCACCGCCACAGCCACUCUCCACUACAUCGGCCACACCGUUUCCUCCUCCAAGAAAACAGUCCUCGCUUCACUUCCGCAGCCAAACGCAACGUUGGUUGCGAGUAAAUUCAUAAAGUCGCUCAGGAGCUUGAACUCCCGUGAAUAUCCGGCUAAAGUUCCAACUACAGUUGAUCACUCUUUGUUCUUCACGGUGGGUCUAGGCGCGAAUCCUUGCCCGAGCUGCAACAACGGUUUUCGGUUAGUGGCUGGAAUAAACAACGUAACGUUCACCAUGCCUGAAACCGCUCUUCUACAAGCUCAUUACUUCAAUAUUUCACACGUAUUUACCGACGACUUUCCGGCCAAACCGUCUAAUCCAUUUAACUAUACGGCACCAGUUGAUCAAAGCGUUAAUGCGGCGACGAUGACAGGUACAAAGCUGUACCGGCUUCCUUACAACGCGACGGUGCAAAUCAUUCUACAAAAUACGGCGAUGAUCUUGUCGGAGAACCAUCCGUUUCAUCUUCACGGGUUUAACUUCUUUGAGGUUGGUAGAGGUUUAGGGAAUUUUAACCCGGAAAAGGAUCCAAAGAGGUUUAACUUGGUGGAUCCGGUUGAGAGAAACACCGUUGGUGUUCCAGCUGGUGGUUGGACAGCCAUCAGAUUCAUCGCUGACAACCCAGGUACUUGAUAAUUAAAAAUAUUCUAUAAAAAAGGGUAUAGACUUCUAGUAUAGCUAAUUUAUAAUAUUGGUUUCUUUUGGUACAUAGUUGUUGGUCUUGUUACGCAUUACCUUGUCAAACAGUUAGUCUUUUUCGAUCAAAUAUUAUUAAUUAAUUAUUUAUAAUGUUGUAACGCAUUAUUUAUGCAAUCGUCGGUUCAACUUGCUAUAGUUUUGUGCCUAAUUAAUUGGGUUGUUAUUUUCUGUUUCUUUUUUUAUAUUAGGGGUGUGGUUCAUGCAUUGUCACUUGGAAAUCCAUACAACUUGGGGACUAAAGAUGGCAUUCGUCGUGGACAACGGUCACGGUCCUGACCAGUCACUGCUUCCUCCACCCGCCGAUCUUCCCAAAUGCUAGGGGAAAUUUUUUUUGUUGAUUUUUUACUUCGACAUUAUAUUAUAUAUAACAAAUUCAUUCUUUUUUUUUGGGAAAUAAAGGUUGGGGUUGGUGCAUGAUUACUGUUGUUUUUUAUUGUAAAAAAGGAAAAUCUAAAAUUUUAUAGUUUUUUUAUCUUAUGCAUGCUAGCUAGGCUUCUUUUCCUUUCAUCUUUGACUGUUUUCGUUGCAACCUUAAAAAAAAAAUUCGUUGCAACUUGGCAAGUAGAGUUACUUAGCAAGAAAAGAAAAGAAAAGAAAAAGUAAACCCAUACGGUGCUCAACGGAAUCGUAUAAGGAUUUUUUUUUUUGUAUAAGGAUUUCUAAAUGCCAGAUGUCACGGAUAUUCUUAAGCAAAACCCAAAGGUUCGGUCGGUCGUCGGUACGUUCCUUAAAGUUGUUUUAAAGAAAGAUACAUGUAUGACAACACACACACGUAUCUAUACUCAAUUGAACUCGAGUUAUAAUAUGUCGACAACACUAACAAUACAAACCCAACAAAAUACAAAGAGUGGUCUCAUUUUAAUUAAAUGGAUUGGUAAUUCAUUACGUAGCUAGAGACAAAAUGGACAUGAAUCAUUUUCGUUGCUGUUUGGCGAAGAUAGACGACAAUAUUUGAUUUUUUUACAUAAUAUAUAGUCGGUAUUUCGUUGCUAUUUUAAGAAAUAAAAUUUUGGUAGCUGAAAUCCGUAUUUCUUGAAGUGAUAAUUCAAAUUAUUUUUAACUCGCCAACAAUUAGUAACCCAAAGUACUGAAAUGGUACAGGAAGUUGAUGUAGCAAAUUGUGGAAGCGUAACACAAGAGGGCGUACUAGGAAAAAUAUAAGAUGUUGAACGGUGAUUUCAUGUAUGUAAUCAUUUAAUUGGAUCCUUACACAAUUGUUUAUUCAUAUGAAUAAAAUAGCAUUUACAAGUAUGCAUAUAUGUAUUUUCCAGUUAUACUGGAAUCACAAUUUCCAUCAAAUUAUCAUAAUAGUUU
Molecule: messenger RNA, 5216 nt
Organism: Brassica rapa (field mustard)
Lineage: Eukaryota; Viridiplantae; Streptophyta; Magnoliopsida; Brassicales; Brassicaceae
Product: laccase-16
Biological process (GO): lignin catabolic process
Cellular component (GO): apoplast
Molecular function (GO): copper ion binding; hydroquinone:oxygen oxidoreductase activity
Source: RefSeq, a predicted model, not a curated record